Molecule: messenger RNA, 1805 nt
Organism: Saccostrea cuccullata (small rock oyster)
Lineage: Eukaryota; Metazoa; Mollusca; Bivalvia; Ostreida; Ostreidae
Product: zinc finger protein 678-like
Exons: 2
Coding region: 142-1338 (398 amino acids)
Biological process (GO): regulation of transcription by RNA polymerase II
Cellular component (GO): transcription regulator complex; PcG protein complex; chromatin
Molecular function (GO): DNA-binding transcription factor activity, RNA polymerase II-specific; RNA polymerase II cis-regulatory region sequence-specific DNA binding
Source: RefSeq, a predicted model, not a curated record
AGAAUUUCUUCGGAUAUCCUUACUGAUGCUCCAGUGUGUAAGAACAUCACUAUAUCUGAUUGUACAUCAAAACCUAUAUCCUCUAAGAAAAAAGAUACAGGGCGGGAAGCUAAAAUUUAUAUAGAACUAAUAAGAGGUGAUAUGCCAUAUAAAUGUGAUGGAACUGGAAAGGCAUUCAACCACUCACAGAACUUACAGAGUCACACGAGGACACAUACAAGUGAAAAACCUUAUAAAUGUGAUUCGUGUGGGAAGGCAUUUAACCAGUCAGGUAACUUACAGAAACACAUGAGGACACAUACAGGUGAAAAGCCUUAUAAAUGUGAUGUGUGUGGGAAGGCAUUCAACCAGUUAAAUAACUUACAGAGUCACAUGAGGACACACACAGGUGAAAAGCCUUAUAAAUGUGAUUUGUGUGGGAAGGCAUUCAAUGACUUCAGUAACUUACAGACACACAUAAGGACACAUACAGGUGAAAAGCCUUUUAAAUGUGAUGUGUGUGGGAAGGCAUUCAACACCUUACAGAACUUACAGAAUCACAUGAGGACACAUACAGGUGAAAAGCCUCAUGAAUGCGAUGUGUGUCGAAAGGCAUUCAACCAAUCAGCUCACUUACAGACACACAUGAGGACACAUACAGGUGAAAAGCCUUAUAAAUGUGAUGUGUGUGGAAAGGCAUUCAACCGCUUAGGUAACUUACAGAUACACAUGAGGACACAUACAGGUGAAAAGCCUUAUAAAUGUGAUGUGUGUGGAAAAGCCUUCAGCCACUCAAGUCACUUACAGAAGCACAUGAGGACACAUACAGGUGAAAAGCCUUAUAAAUGUGAUGUGUGUUGGAAGGCAUUCAGCGACUCAAGUACCUUUCAGAAGCACAUGAGGACACAUACAGGUGAAAAGCCUUAUGAAUGUGAUUUGUGUGGGAAGGCAUUUAACCAAUCAGGUAACUUACAGAUACACAUGAGGACACAUACAGGUGAAAAGGCUUAUAAAUGUGAUGUGUGUGGAAAGGCAUUCAGCCACUCAAGUCACUUACAGAAUCACAUGAGGACACAUACAGGUGAAAAGCCUUAUAAAUGUGAUGUGUGUGGGAAGGCAUUCAACCAGUCAGGUGACUUACAGAGACACAGGAGGACACAUACAGGUGAAAAGGCUUAUAAAUGUGAUGUGUAUGGAAAGGCAUUCAGCCACUCAAGUCACUUACAGAAGCACAUGAGGACACAUACAGGUGAAAGGGCUUAUAAAUGUGAUGUGUGUGGGAAGGCAUUCAACCAGUCAGGUGACUUACAGAGACACAGGAGGACACAUAGUCUUAAAUUUAAUGUCAGUGGGAUGUAAUAUGUUUGUCAGUAUUUAGAUAUAUAUAAUUAUUGCAGAGAUGCAUGAGGAUAUACAGUGACAACAGUUCAAAUGUAUGCAUGCAUGUGCUUAUUAGUGAUGACAAUGAAAUACAUUUCUUACAGAGACGUGUUAUAAUCGUGCAAGUUUCAGUAGGUCAUAAAGUUAAUGAAAUUUACAGGUCUUUAGCUUAUUUCAAAACCAAAUGAAUGCAUGUCAUAAGAAAUAAAAUGUUAAGUAUUCAUCAGAGCUUAAUUACUUAUACAUUUUGAAGGUGUUUGAAAAUUUGUAUGUAUAUGUAUUACAAAGAAAAGUCUUGUUUUUCUUGGAAAUGAUAGCACUCACAGUAAUAUUAAUAAUACUAAGGUGAGAAUAGACACUAUAUAUUGACAACAUGGACAAGAUCAUGUUUAUGCAACUGUUAGGAUUUGAUAAAGAAUAAAAUAUACUUGUAGUUUUUAAAGUAA